AUAUUACCGGAAGUACUAGUCCGUAUUAUAAUUAAGCCGGAGAAUACUAUAACCCUUGGGUUAUAUAAGUUAAUAGGAUUUAUAGAUUCCGCGGUAUAUACUUUAGAGGAGGCCCUAAGGGUAAAUAAUAAUAUAGACUUUAUUCCGUCUAGGCCGCUUAGAGAAAGAUUCAUGACUAGGUUAGGCCUCGUCUUAGCACUCAAGAUGAACAGGAAUGAC
Emericellopsis atlantica is the source of this 219-nucleotide messenger RNA. RefSeq lists its product as uncharacterized. The annotation marks the transcript as partial. Lineage: Eukaryota; Fungi; Ascomycota; Sordariomycetes; Hypocreales; Bionectriaceae. The record is from RefSeq and is a predicted model, not a curated record. The transcript has a single exon.